UUGAAUCGAGAUCGUUCGGAGCAGUGAGGUCUCACGGCUUCGUAACAACACUCAGGUCCGUUAUGUCCAACGAAGACCUAAUUUCAGUGGAUUAUGAAAUUUUUGGCAGAGUGCAAGGUGUAUUUUUUCGCAAAUACACUCAAGCAGAAGGGAAGAAGCUUGGCCUGGUUGGAUGGGUCCAAAACACAGGGGCAGGAACUGUGCAGGGGCAGCUCCAAGGCCCACGCAGCAAGGUGAAAGAAAUGGAAGACUGGCUGAAAUCCACCGGGAGCCCCAAGUCACACAUAACCAAGGCAGAAUUCAAGAAUGAGAAAACAGUCGAUAGCCUUGAACACUCCUCUUUUAACAUAGUGAAAUAAAACUCAUAGAUUGUGUCUGUUAGGCAGAUGUGUUAUUUAUUUAGUCAUUUUUUAUUGGUUGGAAUGCAACUCAUAAUUAAUUGAAAAUAUGUGUGUAUGUGAGGUCCCCUUAACAUCUACAUUAUAUGGGAUUACAUUAAUAAAAAAUC
Chelmon rostratus (copperband butterflyfish) is the source of this 508-nucleotide messenger RNA. It is a transcript of the gene acyp1, whose product is annotated as acylphosphatase 1, erythrocyte (common) type. Gene Ontology annotation, molecular function: acylphosphatase activity. The record is from RefSeq and is a predicted model, not a curated record. NCBI's taxonomy places the organism in Eukaryota, Metazoa, Chordata, Actinopteri, Chaetodontiformes, Chaetodontidae. The transcript is spliced from 3 exons. Bases 63 to 359 code for a protein of 98 amino acids.